UGAAAAGACAGAAAAAUUGAAUUGAAUUUAGAUUAUGAAGCAUCGAACAACUGUGACCCUUUUUAUCUCAUUCUGUAUAUGAAAGACAACAAAAAAGAAGCGAUAGAAAUUAGAACCUAAGAAGAAAUAUAUGCUCAUCUCUCUCUCUUUAUUUUCUCUCUCUACAAUCGGUGGCUUUUUCUCCAUAUCUUUGAAGAAAAUUGAAUCAAAAUCAUGGGUCUUUGUGCAUCAGCUCCAAAAUCAAGAACAAACCCAGAAAGGAAUCAGUUUCAGAACCAUCAAAAAAGCAAUCUUUUUAGCUAUAAUCAAACAAACCCACCUUCCACCAACAGCCCACAAAAGUUUUCCGGCCAGGUUCCGCCGCAAACCACCACAAGUCCUGGUGGCGGUGGUGCAGGUGGUGGUGGUGGUGGUGGUGCUACUCCUUCUUUCUCUGAAUUCUCUUUCGCCGACCUAAAAACUGCUACUAAUAAUUUCAGUACAGAUUUAAUUGUAUCUGAAAGUGGUGAAAAAGCACCCAAUCUUGUGUAUAAAGGAAGGCUCAAGAAUCGUCGGUGGAUUGCUGUCAAGAAAUUCUCCAAAUUGGCAUGGCCGGACCCUAAACAAUUUGCGGAGGAAGCAUGGGGUGUAGGGAAGCUGCGACAUAAAAGGCUGGCUAAUUUAAUCGGUUAUUGUUGUGAUGGUGAAGAGAGGUUGCUUGUUGCUGAGUACAUGCCAAAUGACACUCUUGCUAAGCAUUUAUUUCACUGGGAAAAUCAAACAAUCGAGUGGGCUAUGCGAAUAAGGGUGGCUCAAUACAUAUCCGAUGCCUUAAACUAUUGUAGCACCGAAGGUCGUGAAGUGUAUCAUGACCUCAAUGCCUAUAGGGUUCUCUUUGACGAGGAGGGAGAUCCCCGCCUUUCAUGUUUUGGAUUCAUGAGAAACAGUCGGGAUGGAAAAAGCUAUAGCACGAAUCUUGCAUAUACGCCUCCAGAAUAUCUCAAACAUGGAAGAGUCACCCCAGAAAGCGUUGUAUAUAGCUUUGGAACAGUUCUUUUAGAUCUCCUAAGUGGGAAACACAUCCCACCAAGUCACGCGCUCGAUAUGAUUCGUGGAAAAAACAUCAUACUUUUAAUGGAUUCACAUUUAGAAGGGAACUUUUCAACCGAUGAAGCAACUAUAGUCGUUGAUCUUGCAUCUAAAUGUUUGCAAUAUGAACCGAAAGAUAGACCUACCAUUAAAGACCUUGUAGCAACACUUGGUCCACUUCAAAACAAAUGCGAUGUUCCAUCUCAUGUAAUGCUUGGAAUUUCUAAACAAGAGGAAGCUCCAUUAACUCCACAACGCCCACUUUCACCUUUAGGAGAGGCUUGUUCCCGAAAGGAUCUUACUGCAAUUCAUCAAAUUUUGGUUAUGACACAUUAUCGUGAUGAUGAAGGAACCGGAACUAAUGAGUUGUCGUUCCAAGAAUGGACUCAGCAGAUGAGAGAUAUGUUGGAGGCAAGGAAACGAGGAGACCAAGCAUUCCGUGAUAAGGACUUCAAAGCUGCCAUCGACUUUUAUUCACAGUUCAUAGAUGUGGGAACGAUGAUUUCACCAACAGUUUAUGCAAGGAGAAGCUUGUGCUAUUUGCUAUGUGAUCAACCGGAUGCUGCUCUUAGAGACGCCAUGCAAGCACAGAUUGUAUAUGCAGACUGGCCCACAGCCUUUUACAUGCAAUCGGUUGCUCUUGGAAAGCUGGACAUGCAUCAAGAUGCACUUGAUAUGUUAAAUGAGGCUUCUGGGCUUGAACAAAAACGACACAAAGGUGAACGACGAGGGUCGUAGAUAUAGUAUUUUAUUGGUGGGUGGCAAGUUUUUUUUUUCUUGAAAACAGUGGUUAACUUCAAAUUUUUGAAUGGAUUUUACAUACAAAAGUUUUUAUAUACUUUGAUAAAUGCAAAGCUUGUUGAUUAUAGUA
This is a messenger RNA of Lactuca sativa (garden lettuce), 1939 nucleotides long. Its product is annotated as serine/threonine-protein kinase BSK1. Gene Ontology annotation, biological process: protein phosphorylation; brassinosteroid mediated signaling pathway. Gene Ontology annotation, molecular function: protein kinase activity; ATP binding; protein binding. NCBI's taxonomy places the organism in Eukaryota, Viridiplantae, Streptophyta, Magnoliopsida, Asterales, Asteraceae. The record is from RefSeq and is a predicted model, not a curated record.